Hipposideros armiger (great roundleaf bat) is the source of this 1901-nucleotide messenger RNA. It is a transcript of the gene SERPINC1, whose product is annotated as serpin family C member 1. Lineage: Eukaryota; Metazoa; Chordata; Mammalia; Chiroptera; Hipposideridae. The record is from RefSeq and is a predicted model, not a curated record. Bases 112 to 1509 code for a protein of 465 amino acids. Gene Ontology annotation, molecular function: serine-type endopeptidase inhibitor activity. The transcript has 7 exons. Gene Ontology annotation, biological process: regulation of blood coagulation.
CCCACCCUCGCCUCUGGAACCUCAGGAAAGAGAGGAAAGAGCCAGUUUUCAGAGGGAUUGCCUCAGAUCACACGAUCUCCACUUGCCCAGCCCUGUGGAGGAUUAGCGACCAUGUUUUCCAAUGGGAUAGGAACUGUAGCUGCUGGAAAAAGGAAGGCAUGUCUCCUCUCCUUGCUGCUCAUGGGCCUCUGGGGCUGUGUGUCCUGUCACUGGAGCCCCAUAGAGGACAUCUGCACAGCCAAGCCUCGGGACAUCCCUGUGAAUCCCAUGUGCAUUUACCGGUCCUCAGAGAAGAAGGCAGUAGAGGACGAGGGCUCAGACCAGAAGGUCCCUGAGGCCACCAACCGGCGGGUCUGGGAACUGUCCAAGGCCAAUUCCCACUUUGCCACGGCCUUCUAUCAGCACCUGGCAGAUUCCAAGAAUGACAACGACAACAUUUUCUUGUCGCCCCUGAGUAUCUCCACAGCUUUUGCAAUGACCAAGCUGGGUGCCUGUGACAACACCCUCAAGCAGCUGAUGGAGGUUUUUAAGUUUGACACCAUCUCCGAGAAAACAUCUGAUCAGAUCCACUUUUUCUUUGCCAAACUGAACUGCCGACUUUAUCGAAAAGCCAACAAAUCCUCCGAGUUGGUAUCAGCCAACCGCCUUUUUGGGGACAAAUCCCUCACCUUCAAUGAGACCUACCAGGACCUUAGUGAGGUGGUAUAUGGAGCCAAGCUCCAGCCCCUGGACUUCAAGGAAAAUGCAGAGGCAUCCAGGGUGACCAUCAACCAGUGGAUAUCCAAUAAGACCGAAGGGCGCAUCACUGACGUCAUUCCCCAGGAUGCCAUUAACGAGCUCACUGUCCUGGUGCUGGUCAAUACCAUUUACUUCAAGGGCCUGUGGAAGUCAAGGUUCAGCCCCGAGAACACAAGGAAGGAAGAUUUCUACAAAGCUGCUGGGGUGUCGUGUUUAGCACCCAUGAUGUACCAGGAAGGCAAGUUCCGCUACCGGCGUGUGGCAGAAGGCACCCAGGUGCUCGAGUUGCCCUUCAAGGGCGACGACAUCACCAUGGUGCUCAUCCUGCCCAAGCCUGAGAAGAGCCUGGCCAAGGUGGAGCAGGAGCUGACGCCGGAGGUGCUGCAGGAGUGGCUGGACGGACUGGCGGAGACGCUGCUGGUAGUCCACAUGCCCCGCUUCCGCAUUGAGGACAGCUUCAGCGUGAAGGAGCAGCUGCAAGACAUGGGCCUGGCCGACCUGUUCAACCCGGAGAAGGCCAAGCUCCCGGGUAUCGUGGCAGGAGGCCGGGACGACCUCUAUGUCUCAGAUGCAUUCCAUAAGGCAUUUCUCGAGGUAAAUGAGGAAGGCAGUGAAGCAGCAGCUAGCACCGCCAUCGUGAUUGCCGGCCGUUCGCUGAACCCCAACAGGGUCACCUUCAAGGCCAACAGGCCCUUCCUGGUUCUUAUAAGGGAAGUCGCUCUGAACACUAUUAUCUUCAUGGGCAGAGUAGCCAACCCUUGUGUUAACUAAAGUGUUCUUAUUCUUUGCACCUCUUCCUAUUUUGGUUUGUCAAUAGAGGUAAAAAUAAAUACAAUUACUCCCAUCUCACAAUGAUGAAUGGACAUUGCCACCUGGAAUGAAGACGAGGAAGGGAGAAACUGAUAGAGGUGCUAUUGGGCAUUUGGUAAAAGGAUGCUUUCAAUUGCUCUCUACCAGUGAACACAUCUGGGUCAAGCGCGUGAAGGAGGGAGAUGUGUCACCGCAUCAUCGUGAAGGAGGGCAGGCACCCUGAAAGGGCAGGGGGAGCUUGAAACCUCGGUCGUCCCGUCACAGUACAAAAAAGCCAAAACUUUAAAACAAAUUAAGCUCUAUGUACAGAAAAGACAAGAAUCAAAUCUGAGUAUUAAACCAUUUAAUUCUCA